Messenger RNA from Oncorhynchus gorbuscha (pink salmon), 3437 nucleotides. RefSeq names its product autism susceptibility gene 2 protein-like. NCBI's taxonomy places the organism in Eukaryota, Metazoa, Chordata, Actinopteri, Salmoniformes, Salmonidae. Bases 210 to 1853 code for a protein of 547 amino acids. The record is from RefSeq and is a predicted model, not a curated record. The transcript has 8 exons.
UUUGCCAUCUGCUGCCCAGCAACCGGCGGGUAGUUCCUACUCAGAGCCUUGUGUGCUGCAUCAAGAGGUUAGUUCAGGCUUCUGGCAGACCGCCCUCUACCUGUCCACGGAGGUCCACCAACACCAGCACACCUCUACCUUCUUCCAACAUCAGCCCCCUGGUAUACUACCCACACCUGUUCCCCCAAUGCUGGCGACACCAGGCAGAAAUGUAUGGAGAAGUACCAAAGCUGCCCCAUCCCCAUGUGAUGCUGAGGUUGGCCCCUAUGGCAGCCACCGUUGUCCCCCUCCUAGGACCCUUCGGCUCCCUCCAUGGGGCCUUCCAGCCAAAGACAUGCCCUCCCCAGACAUCAAACAUUCUAGACACGGCACCUAGACCUAGGACUGGGUCACACAAGCUGCUCCAGAAGGAUCCAAGAAGAAGAGGAAGGUGGAAUACAAUGCAUGUCCGCAUUGCAUGGCAGAUCCACCACCAUAAGCUGAGAGUGAAGCAGAAGAUGCAAGUGGAUGCAAAUUCAAUCAACUUCGGUGUCAACCCGGAAUUUCUGACUCAGCCUCCUGGUUCUGACCAGAUUCAAGCCAUCCCCCAUCAGCGGUACAUUAUUCAGUCCUCCACCCCACUCUCUAACCCAGAGUCACACAGUAGACAUCCUUUAUUUGGAGGUUUGGGAUCACUGAGGGUCACAACCUUUGGUGGACUGCCAAACCUAGCACUCACAGACUAUCCCAUGAUCUAUCGCAAAGACAAUCUAAAUGCACCAAGUGGAGAAGAAGGAGGAACUCCUGAGUGGUGGAGCAGGCAGCAGAAGACACCCCCAUCCUCUGUAUGUCAACCUGAACACUCUACAGAGCCUGAACAACCAGGAAGAGAUUCAAUCAGGGAACCUCAGGACAGAGAAUGGGGACAGCAGCUACACCUACCCAGAGAGAAGAUGGAGGAGAAACAGUACAUAGUGGAGAAACACCAAGUCCACAAUGCUGCAGGGACUCAUGACAGUUCACCUGCUGAAGACAAGUCUGUUCCUCAGACAAUAACCUUGGAACAUGGUCAGCGGUCCAAUGGCAGCUGUAGCUGGGAGUCAGGUGACAGGAAAAGAGGGCUUGAGUGUAAGAACUUCAUAAAGGUCAAGAAGAUUAAGCGGCAAAGAGAAGAUGACCAGGAGGAUUUCAAUGAAGGUCCUCAACCCACAGAGAAACCAUCCCUGGUCCCACUCAUGCCAACACUCACGCCAACACUCACGCCAUCCUCCAUGUCAAUGCAGCACAUGACCAUAGGGAACAUUAUUCCAAGGCUCUACCCAGUAAAUAGUGUAUGUAAUCUGGCCCGGACUCAGGUUGGCACUCCUAAUAUGGGGCUCAUCCCCUACCAUGCACUUCCCUGGGACACCCCAAGAGACCCACUGUGGGAUGUAUACAGGGGUAUGGACCUCCCUGCUUCCUCCUGUCAAGAGCUGGUCAUGAGGGCUGAUCCUCUGCAUGGUGUGGUGGGGGCCAGGCUGUUGGAGGCAGCAAACUGUUCAUAUAGAGACCCUCAUCACAGCUUUUCACACCCACCCCAUCACUCCCUACUGGUCCUGAAGCAGCAGGAGAGGGCUUACCUCAUGGAAAGAGAGCGUCUGCACUUGCGCAGAGAGGAAUACGAGCACAGCCUCUAUUCUGCCACCAUGGACGACCAUCUCCCCCAUCCCAGCCUCCUGACCUCCACCUAUUCUAGGUCACAUAUCUCCAGGGUGGGUCUCACCCAGAGUAGCCUCCCGAACAGAACUCUUACCCCUGGGUUCUUAAGCACACUGCCGCCUUUGGUCCCCUUCUCUCUCCCCUUGUCUGGAGCUCCCCACAGAACUACCUCGUAAUGACAGAAAUCAACAGACCCUACUCUGUGUGCUUGCUUGCCUUAGAACUAUAACUCAGUACUGCUUCAAGACAAAUUAUGCCUGUAUGACACAGAUAAAAGACAAACUACUAUGUUGAUUUACAUCCCUUAAAAACACCUGUAAAUUGAUGAACAAUGACAUUGCUCAACAACAAAGUGCGAUCCAACAAAUUAGUUCAUAAAGUGGACAGACAAAAAAUACAAAUAACUGACAAAACUUAACAAAUGUAAAAAACAAAAACAAGAACUAGGUCAAAUAAAAAGCUACAUCAUUAAUUAAAUCAGAAUAAAGGAAAAUCUAAGAUCUAUGACUUAACGGAAAAGAGUUUCAAAAACAUCAGAAAUAUGACCUGACACCACAAAAGUUAUUUCAAAACUGCUGUCAAUGGGGUCACAUUCUGAGGCUGAACUAAAAGCGCAGACUGUAUUAAAGCGCAUACUGUAAAACACUAACAAACAAAAACACAUUUCAUGAAAAUAAUACAAUCUUGUCACAUCUCAACCGGAGAUACUAACGUUUAGUAAACUUUAAUAAACAGCCCAUCCCAGGUUAAAGCCCAGCCAUCAUACAUUCAGCACAGCUGUAACAGAGAGAUUCAGUACUGCCACAUUAGUGGUCUCCAACACUGGUACGGAGAAGAUGCUGGAUCUGAAUUUAUUUUUUAUUUUUUAAAGCUAAGCGCUCAUUGUAUUUCGUGACCAUUCCACCCUACCCUACAGAGGAGAAUUAUGCAAGUGUCAAGUAGAGCACAGUUGAUCAAAAUUCCAAAAACAUUUUUGCAAAUUAAAAAGUCUAGCUUUGACACGGAUAUUGAUUCUGUAGUUCUAUUGAGCACGGAGUGACUGUUUGGCGCCUCCUGCAGCCAUUCUGAGUACCUAGUGUACUCUCUUGUAGUGCUGGUUCAUGGUGUGUGCCAUGUGGUAGUAGUAGUCACAGCCCUCUACAGAGCAGUGGUAGGCCGCCCCCUCAUUAUGGUUCUCCAUGUGCUUCCACAGGUCGUGCUGGUUCUUAAAGCUGGGAGACAUACAUCAUAAACAACAGAGUGUAAGCAAAAUAAUAUGUGCACAAUAUGUACAGUCCAUAAGGGUCAGCAAGUUGUGGGGACUCUGAUGAGUCUGUGGGACAACAACCUGCUCUCACAGAAGUCACAGGGAAAGGGUCGCUCGUCACAGUGGCGGAACUUGAUGUGGAUCUUCAGAGUGGCGAGAGAGGUGCAGGUCAUGUCACACGGGACACUUGAUAUGGUUCACUGAAAGGCAGGAUAGAUCACUCAUAAGGUUUACAGUGAAAGAAACUGGACACAUACAACAGUCAUCAUCAGCUAAUCAAAAUAUCUUAUUGAUAGCAAUACAACAAAAAUAAAUCUGCUUGACUAAUAGAGGUACAUGUCGAAGCCAAACAUGGAAAAUGAGCUAAAUAUGAGCUAAAUCAAGACAAAAUGAGAUGAUUGUGGACUAGCUGCACCAUCGAGAGCAUCCUGACUGGUUGCAUCACUGCCUGGUAUUGCAACUGCUCGGCCUCUGACCGCAAGGCACUACAGAGGAUAGUGCGAACGGCCCAGUA